Messenger RNA from Pocillopora verrucosa, 684 nucleotides. The record is from RefSeq and is a predicted model, not a curated record. NCBI's taxonomy places the organism in Eukaryota, Metazoa, Cnidaria, Anthozoa, Scleractinia, Pocilloporidae.
AUGGUGUGCCUGAUUGAAAACAGCCUUAUAUGCAUAGCCGUGUACAGAAAUGCAAGGCUUCGUUCGUCCACAAAUCUCUACAUUAUUUCUUUAGCUAUCAGCGAUAUCAUCAACGCAGUCAUUGUAAUGCCUUUUACUGUGGGUGUCCUUAUUACAGGGGAAUGGCCUUUUGGUGAGGCAGUCUGCGAUUUCCACGCCUUCUUCACCCUGUUUUCUGUUUACGUAUCCCCAACCACGAUGGGACUGACGGCCUUCAACAGAUACGUCCGCAUCGUUAAGCCUCAACACUACCCACGAAUCUUCACUGAUACUCGAUCAAAAAUAUAUAUCGCUGCAGUCUUCGGGAAAACAAAACAUCACAAUCUAAACAUGGCUUCGACGGCCCACGCCGAGGGAAGGGAAAAUCGAUUGACUGUCAAAGAGAUCAAGCCUACCAAAUCGCUCGCCAUUGUUGUGUUUGCCUUUGCACUGUGUUGGAUUCCAUUUUGGAUCAUUGUGAUGAUACAGCGCUUCGCUUCUGAUGUCGUUCCACGCAAUAUCCAACUGCUUUGUCCCUUUUUGAUGUUCUUCUCGAGCACUAUAAACCCAUUUAUACCCGCGCCGAGUUUCGUCGAAUUUUGCUCUACAAAGCAAAGUCAUCACAAUUUUGUGAGGAGCUUCGUCGUCCAAAAGAUGUUGAGUUAA